CUGAAAUAACAUAUGUUUGUGAGCCAAUGCGGGCUGCUGUAUUGUCACAAAAUAGACACCGGCCAUCUUUUUAGAAAACAGUGUUUGAUUGAUUUCGCCAUCAAAAUUAAAUCAGUUAUUAAUGUCAGAACCACAGUCCGCCUUAUUACUUAGAAAACAACUAGCAGAAUUAAAUAAAAACCCUGUAGAGGGGUUUUCUGCAGGCCUAAUAGAUGACAAUGAUAUUUAUAGAUGGGAAGUUCUUAUUAUAGGUCCUCCUGACACUUUAUAUGAAGGGGGAUUUUUCAAAUGUCACCUUUACUUUCCAAAAGAAUACCCCCUGAGGCCACCUAAAAUGAAAUUUGUAACAGAAAUAUGGCAUCCAAAUAUUGAUAAAAAUGGAGAUGUUUGUAUAUCUAUUCUUCAUGAACCAGGAGAUGAUAAAUUUGGUUAUGAGAAAGCGUCUGAGAGGUGGCUGCCGGUACACACUGUAGAAACUAUUCUGAUAUCAGUUAUUUCAAUGCUAGCAGAUCCCAACGACGAAAGCCCAGCUAAUGUUGAUGCAGCAAAGGAAUGGAGAGAAGCAUAUCCAGAAUUCAAGAGAAAAGUGGCUAGGUGUGUUAGGAAAUCACAAGAGCAGGAGGAGUGUUAGUAGAGCUUUUAAUUUAUAAUUUAAGAAUAAAAUACUUUUUUUAAAAAAAGCAGCCAAUCGAAAAAACAUAAGUUUUUCAUUUUGUAUGUCUCGCGCGGGAGAAAUAUGACUUUCAAAUCGCCAAAUUACCAAUCUAAUAGAACUGCCAGACUCGAAAACCAGAGCAUUAGAUUAGAACUAAAACUUUUACCUAUAUUUGCUUUAGUUAAAUACCUCAUAGUUUUUUAAUAAGUUAUUACGUCGUGUUAGGUUGGUUGAUUUGGCAGUUGUCGCAUGUCUCGGGUAUACUAAAGACUUAAUUCUUACUGUGGGGUGAAUUAUCAUGCUAUUGUGAGAAAAAGUGUUUCUUUUUUUAUUCAAUUUUUUGCUUUAUAGUCAAAAGUCCGCAACACAAUGCUUUAUCAUCGACAUAGUAUUAUUAAAUGUUUUGUAUGAGUAAGACUUUUUGUGAUUUUAAGUUAAAAGUUGUCUAAAAGGAUUAAGAUUAUAUGAUUUUAGAUACAAACUCGCCGUCAUUCACUGUAAACGCUUAUUUAUAUUAGCAUUUCUUCAUACUGUAUUGUUGGUAAAGAUUUGCGUAGCGGGCUAUUGGAAUAUUAGUAAUAUGAUUUAGUCUUAACUUGGACUAAAGAUGGAUCAAUCUUAAACAAGAGAUAAUGAAAUUAUUUAAUAUAUUGUGUUUCUAACAUGUUUGACGUUUAAGAUGUGUUUUAAAUGUCGUUUAUUAACGAUUAUGGCCCACCAAUAGGUUUUCCAGAUCUUUGAAGCAUUUUGCACUUAAAUGUCAAACUCUAAUAACUAGUACCAGCCUUUCGUAUUACAUAGUGCUUACAUUUAUACAAAAAAUGGUCAAAUAUAAUGCUCAAUUGAUACUUGAUAUUUUUUUAUGUUUGAUCUAAACUGAAAUAACCAUUUUACAGUUUCUAAAGAUUCCUAAGUAUAUAAUGUUUUUAUUUCUUACAUUGCAAAGAUCUCUAUAAGAUUUUUUAAAAUAUAUGCAGGCAGUACUGAAUGUAUGAUUUUCUAUUUAGUUUAAUUUUUACGAGAAAUACAUGUGUUUAAAUUAC
Messenger RNA from Anthonomus grandis grandis, 1698 nucleotides. Its product is annotated as ubiquitin-conjugating enzyme E2 G1. Bases 122 to 631 code for a protein of 169 amino acids. Gene Ontology annotation, molecular function: ubiquitin conjugating enzyme activity. NCBI's taxonomy places the organism in Eukaryota, Metazoa, Arthropoda, Insecta, Coleoptera, Curculionidae. The transcript has 5 exons. Gene Ontology annotation, biological process: proteasome-mediated ubiquitin-dependent protein catabolic process; protein polyubiquitination. The record is from RefSeq and is a predicted model, not a curated record.